CCCGGCCUCUCGCUCUCGCUCGCUCGCUCGUCGCUCUCGGCUGCAGCCCGGCGUGCGGGGCACGGCCGGCGCCAUGUCGGGCCCGUUCGAGCUGUCGGUGCAGGACCUCAACGACCUGCUGUCGGACGGCAGCGGCUGCUACAGCCUCCCGAGCCAGCCGUGCAACGAGGUCACCCCCAGGAUCUACGUGGGCAACGCGUCUGUGGCUCAGGACAUCCCAAUGCUGCAGAAGCUAGGCAUCACCCAUGUCCUGAACGCCGCCGAGGGCAGGUCCUUCAUGCAUGUCAAUACCAGUGCCAGCUUUUACAAGGAUUCGGGCAUCACCUACCUGGGCAUCAAGGCCAAUGAUACGCAGGAGUUCAACCUUAGCGCCUUCUUCGAAAAGGCCGCAGACUUCAUCGACCAAGCCUUGGCUCAAAAGAACGGCCGAGUGCUUGUUCACUGCCGCGAAGGGUAUAGCCGCUCCCCGACUCUGGUCAUCGCGUACCUCAUGAUGCGCCAGAAGAUGGACGUCAAAUCCGCCCUGAGCAUUGUCAGACAGAACCGGGAGAUUGGCCCCAAUGACGGUUUCCUGGCCCAGCUCUGCCAACUCAACGACAGACUCGCCAAGGAGGGGAAAGUCAAACUCUAGGGUGCCCUCUCCCACUGCCUCUUCUCAGGAUGGCACAUAGGGUGGGGUUCCUGAGGGGGGUGGAGGGGAAAGAAUCUCAAGCCGCCAUAUUUAGGAAACACUGCACCCCACUCCUGGCCUCACCAGGCACUUUCCAUAAACCUGUCCCAACACCACCCUGGCCCACCAUCCCCAGGAACGUAGCAGUAGGCUGGCCGAGGCAGACACAUGCUUGCUGCCAGCUGUGACGUUGCUCCCUUUGGAUGGCCGGUCACAUGCAUGCCUCUUUUCACCAUCCUCAUAGGAGGUCUGUGGGAGGGGAGGGCCCAAGAUGUCCACAGGGCCUCACCCCACACCUUUUGCCAUGGCCUCCCCAACCCAUCCUUCCUCACUGCCACCCUUCCGUUCUCUCAAGGGGACCAUGUCAUCUGGGCCCCAUAAAGGAACUAUGCAAAUGCAGGCUCCUCGCUCUAUACCAUGUCUGUCUCCCCCACACCUGCUCCCGGCCACCCACACCUGGCCCACAGGUUGAGGCAGGCCGUGAGGUAUGGGGGCAGCUGCCAGUUGGUGGUAGAAAAUUUCCCCAGGAGACCUCAACGGGAUUCCUUUGGGCUUAGACUCUGCCCAGAGGACCCUUUGAAAUCCUCCAGUUUCAAGCCCUGAAUGUGUGAAGCAUUGAGUGCAGAACCCUCUGGGAUAUCGCCCUCGGACCUCUCUCAGUGGUGUGUUGUGUCAGCAGAGCAAUGCCUGGGCGAUGGGUUUCUUUUUCUUUUUUUUU
Suncus etruscus (white-toothed pygmy shrew) is the source of this 1388-nucleotide messenger RNA. It is a transcript of the gene DUSP3, whose product is annotated as dual specificity phosphatase 3. The coding region runs from base 74 to 631 and encodes 185 amino acids. NCBI's taxonomy places the organism in Eukaryota, Metazoa, Chordata, Mammalia, Eulipotyphla, Soricidae. Gene Ontology annotation, cellular component: cytoplasm. Gene Ontology annotation, biological process: protein dephosphorylation; negative regulation of MAPK cascade. Gene Ontology annotation, molecular function: protein tyrosine/serine/threonine phosphatase activity; MAP kinase phosphatase activity. The record is from RefSeq and is a predicted model, not a curated record. The transcript has 3 exons.